Messenger RNA from Carcharodon carcharias (great white shark), 489 nucleotides. Its product is annotated as ninjurin-2-like. Gene Ontology annotation, cellular component: membrane. Bases 32 to 322 code for a protein of 96 amino acids. The transcript has 2 exons. The record is from RefSeq and is a predicted model, not a curated record. Gene Ontology annotation, biological process: tissue regeneration; cell adhesion. NCBI's taxonomy places the organism in Eukaryota, Metazoa, Chordata, Chondrichthyes, Lamniformes, Lamnidae.
CUAUGCUACAAUAAAAAGUGUAGCCGAGGGCAUGCUGGACGUUGCCUUACUUAUGUCUAAUGCAACACAGAUGGUUGGAGUUAUCGAUCAAGGGCCACAAUUUAAGUACUACAUUCCUCUCAUUGUCCUGAUUAGUCUCUCUCUCAUACUUCAGGCUGUUAUCUUUGCCCUACUUGUUUUUGCUGCAAAAACCAAUGUGAAUGAAGUUGACAACCAGAAAAGGUUGAACCAUUGCAACAAAAUUACCACUCUCCUUGUGGGGACCGUUCUCCUCAUAAACGUAUUCAUCACUUCACUUGAGACACAGAAGAAAAAGUCUUGAUGACCUCAGGAAUCCCAACUCCCCCAUCGUACAGACGAAACUGAGACGCAGCAUUUUAGAAUCUCCAAGAUGACAGCAACAUUCUGACUGAAGUAUUCCAGAUUUUAUAUCUGUUUUGUAAUUUGCUUUUCAAUAAUAACUUUUGUAUUUUAAUCGGAUAUGUCCAA